AUGGUAGGAACUGGUCGUAGAGAUUAUAGUAGAUUACCUGGUGAUGAUGUUGAGGUCGGUUCAAUUUCAGACGGUGGAAGAGAGGCUAUGCUGCCUUCUGAACCUCCAGAAUAUGACAAUAUAUCACCAAUGGAAUUUAAGGAUGUAGAGCCCUUUUCUGUCUCAUUUCCAAAUAAGAUGAUACAAUGGAGAGAUGCUAUCAAUAUGAAAGUUAUUUGGCCUGUUCAGGAGAACGUUAUGGACCCCCUGGUAGAGUACUGGAGAUUGUUGUCAUCGAAAGUAGAUUUAUGCCUGAGCAAAGUCGGUAAUCCGCUAAUUCUGAGUAGGUUCAUUUAUAUGCUACUGAUGUCUUUAGUUGCUUUUAUGAUAUGGAAAAGUGGACUGUUUCCGAAUAAUAAAGCUAGAGGAGAAAAUGGUAAAUUCUCAGACCACAGGAUACUGUUAGACUACGCAAGGCGAUCGGUUGAUCUCUCGAAACUUGAAAAGGACUGGGAAUAUUUAAGCAGCAUGCCACAUUCUUCGGGAACCAGGAGUGAUAUGGCUUUGUCAGAGUUUAUUCAUGAUACCUUCAAGAAUAAUGGCAUUUCCCUGUUGGAAAAGUACCAAUACGAAACAUUAGUAAAUUAUCCGGGGUCCUCUUACUUAUCCAUAAAAGUUGGUGAAAAAGUUUUGAAUUUUGAGUUGACUGAAGACAAUUUUAAUCCCCUUUCGCCGAACGGAGAGGUAAAAGAUGCUAGACUAGUUGACGGUGGCUAUGGUACUUUAAAAGAACUUGAGGAUCUAAAAAAUGGGGGUAAUUUGCAUAGCAAUUUUGUACUGCUCUUGAAAUAUGGAAAUGUGGUGAGCGAACAAGUUUUGGCAGCUCAAAAAUACGGAGCAUCUGGUAUUCUAUUUGUAUCCAAUAGUUGGAAUGAUAACAACGAUAUUGUGGAGAAGAGAUCAGUUGCACUACCUCAGUAUGGUUUAGGUAACCCCUUGAAACCAAGUUGGGAUCGCAAUCCUGCUGAUCCUAACUCUCCACAAGCACGUCCGUCUAUUCCUUCAAUACCAAUAUCAAAUAAGCAAGGAAAUGAACUACUAUCACUUAUUAACGAUAAAAGCGUUUCAGUCACAGCGAGUCUGAAAGUAGAUGCUGUCAUAAAAGAAGAACAACCAAUAGUCGAUAUUAUUGCGAAAAUUAAUGGUAACGAGCAAGCUGACAGGUCGAUUAUAAUAAUGGCUAGCAGAAACUCAAUUGAUAACGGUGCCGCCUAUCCUAACUCAGGUACUGCCUCUUUAUUAUCCCUUGUUCAACUAAUGCAGGAAUUAAGGUACAAAUUUAACUGGGAACCUUUGCGCAGCAUAUAUUUUAUCUCUAUAGGUGGUUCGGAAUUCAACAGUGCUGGCGCCGCUGAAUUGAUAAAAGAAAAGUACCAAUCGAUCAUUGAUGGCGUGUAUAGUAUCAUAGAUAUUUCGGAAUUCAAUGUUUGGGACUCAUCAAAGGAAUUAAACAUAGAAACUCAUCCUUUAUUGUUUAGUCUUUUCAAUGAGGAAGAAGUUAAAAGAGGAUAUAACUUAGAUGUGCACUCUGUUCAUCAUUACGGUGAUUGGGUACCCUACCUAGCCGCAGGUGUACCUGUCACAGUUUUGACGUCAAAGUCAUUGCGAACCAAGAGUGCUCCAAUAUUUACCAAAGAAGACACCUACUCCGCAUUCAAAGACUCAUUUGAAAAGGCUGCUAAGGAAGGUAUUAUUCAUGAUAACCUUUUGUUUUUAGUGAAUCUAGUCCUUCAAGUAGGAGAUAAACCUUUGAUACCGCUAGAUAUCACUGAAUUUGCCAAAUACAUCUUCUCCUCAUUGAAGGAAUUGAAUGAAAGAUAUGACAAUCGGUUGGAUUUGAUGCAUGUAAUGUCUGGUAUGUCGUCUUGGAUGGCCAUUGGUAAACAAUGGGCAGAGGGAGUAGAAGCAUGGAAAGUUGUUGUCAUUGAGCAUGAUGGGGGGUUUGAACCUACGUUAAUAUAUUUAGAUCGUACUCAAUGGAAUAUUCAGGUAUCGAAUGUUGCUAGAUAUUUGGUAUCCUGGGAAGGUGUACCAGGUAGAGCACAUUAUAGGAAUUUGUUUCUGGGACCUGAAUUAUGGACGCAAUUAGACGAUGAUGAAAAGAGUUGGGUACUUCCAGGUUUAAAGGAUCUUCUUCACAACGGGCAAAUUGACGAGGCCAACGAUCACUUGAAGUUAAUUGGUAAGGUGUUGAACGACGCUGCGGUAAUGUUUGCCCAUAGUUCUUGA
This is a messenger RNA of Nakaseomyces glabratus, 2268 nucleotides long. RefSeq names its product Tre1p (gene TRE1). The record is from RefSeq and is a predicted model, not a curated record. Gene Ontology annotation, molecular function: carboxypeptidase activity. Lineage: Eukaryota; Fungi; Ascomycota; Saccharomycetes; Saccharomycetales; Saccharomycetaceae.